Messenger RNA from Hibiscus syriacus, 1778 nucleotides. Its product is annotated as sucrose nonfermenting 4-like protein. The record is from RefSeq and is a predicted model, not a curated record. Bases 38 to 1501 code for a protein of 487 amino acids. Lineage: Eukaryota; Viridiplantae; Streptophyta; Magnoliopsida; Malvales; Malvaceae. The transcript has 13 exons.
GUUAAACAAAUAAUUUCAUUAAAAAGACGGCUGCCAAAUGUUUGCUUCCGAUAUGAAUCCGGCAAGGUUUGCCGGUGUAGUAACCACCUCCGGUGUUGUGCUUUUCCCAAUUCAGUUUACAUGGCCACAUGGUGGGAGAAGUGUCUUCUUGUCUGGCUCUUUCAAUGGGUGGACCGAGCUCGUGCCAAUGUCACAGGUUGAAGGUUCCUCCAAUGUGUUUCAAGUUGUUUAUGCCGUACCCCAUGGUUCCCAUGAGUACAAGUUUCUCGUUGAUGGUGAAUGGCGACAUGAUGAACAACAACCUCACAAGAAUAGCGAAUAUGGAAUAGUAAACACUUUUGAAGCUAGACCUAUGACUGUGGAGGUCCCUCAUGUCCAAUCUCGUCAAGAUAUAAUGAAUAGCAUGGAAGUAGAUAAUGGCCUCGUGCAUCGAGUUUCUUCUGUUGCGUUGAAUCAAGCAAUGCCUAGGAUUUCAGAAGAGGAUGUACAAGCCUCCCGUCAUCGCAUCUCUGUAUACUUGACAGGGCAUACUGCUUAUGAAUUACUACCUGAGUCAGGCAAGGUUGUUGCCUUGGACGUUGCUUUGCCUGUAAAACAAGCGUUCCAUAUUCUGUCGGAGCAGGGCAUUCCUUUGGCUCCUCUUUGGGACUUCCGCAAGGAGAAGUUUGUUGGAGUUAUUAGUGCUUCGGAUUUUAUAUUGAUUCUCAGAGAGCUUCUAAAGCAUCGAUCAAAUUUGACAGAGGAAGAGCUUGAAACACACAGUAUCGCUGCAUGGAAGCAGGGAAAGGCUUACAUGACUGGACAAGUUGAUGGGCAUGGGAGACCAAUUCCGAAAGAUCUUAUCUAUGUUAGCCCAUGUGAUAAUUUGAAGGACGUAGCUUUAAAAUUUUUGCAAAAUGGAGUUGCUAUUGUUCCUGUUAUCCAUUCAUUAUCGGAAGAUGGUUCGCAUCCCCAGUUAUUACAUCUUGCUUCUCUUGCCGGAAUAUUAAAAUGUAUUUGCAGGUAUUUUAAACAUUGUCCCAACUCUUUGCCCAUACUACAAUUACCUAUCUAUGCAAUCCCUCUGGGUACGUGGGUUCCAAGAAUUGGAGAAACCAGCAGUCGGCCAUUUGCAAUACUGAGACUUACUGCCUCUCUUAGUUCCGCAUUAAAUAUGCUAGUUGAAGCUAAAGUAAGUUCAAUACCUAUAGUUGAUGAUAAUGAUUCGUUAGUGGACAUAUAUUGUCGGAGCGAUAUUACAGCUUUGGCCAAAGGCAGAGCUUAUACACAUAAUCUAAAUGAAAUGACUGUUCAUCAGGCAUUGCAAUGGGGACAAGAUUCCAACCCUCCUUAUGAGAGAACUCAAAGAUGUCAAAUGUGUUUGCGCACUGAUACAUUGCUUAAAGUGAUGGAACAAUUGUCCAACCCUGGUGCUAGACGGCUUGUUAUUGUGGAAGCCGGAAGUAACCGUGUAGAAGGCAUCAUCUCACUUACCGACAUUUUCAGGUUCUUACUAGGUUAGAGUCGAGUACGGCUUCGAUAACCUAUCGAGAGAAUUGUUCUUUCAGCGAUUUUUGGACUCAUGUCUUGUGGGCAUCAUUCCCUGCUCCCCCACCAAUGCUGCUGGAGAUCUUAUCCCAUAUUCAACCAUUGAUUUUGGCCUCAUGCUUUCUUGCCUGUGUUUUAGAAUUUUAGGCCCCAAGAAAGAGGUUUGUAGUUUAAAAGAUCUGUUAAUUCUCAGUAUUAAAAUACAAAAGAUUAUGUGACCAAUGUAGAUGCCAUUGUCAGCCAUUUUCUGA